GCAACGUCAGGCGCGGGACAUACUAGAAGUAAGCGUCCACGUUGAAAUUUCCCUGCAAAGAAUGGACUAAAGGGAGUAUUGCACAGUUAUGACUGAAGUCAAUUCUCACCCUCCAUCGUUGCGGCAUGAGCCGCAACUCACACCUGUUGCAGAAAAGUCACUACCUGCAAAAUGCAAGGCCACAACGUUGAAAUACUGUCCUACGAUGGACCUUAUCUCUCUCGUUACAGAGGAUGAUGAAUUACGAGUUUUUCGACUGAAUGGACAGAGAGUCUUUGGAGGUUCCUUCAAGGGAGAUCCCUACUUGGACGAAGACGAUGGCGGGGGUGAAAUCCGAAAGUUGAUGUGGAAAAACAAUGGUCGCCUACUUGCUGUCGCUUGCGCGGACAAUACUAUCCGUAUUAUUAGUGCUUACAGUGGUAAAACCGUCCAUCAUUACCCUGCUUAUGAAGCGCAGAGUGAUGGCGACCGACCUGUCCGGGUUACUUGUUUGGGCUGGGGUGUAAACUUCACCGAUAGCAAUGUUGCACAACAGCAAUUGAAAGAGGCUGCCGGCCAAAUAUCCGUCGAGGACCUGCUGUCGUCGGAUGUACAUCCAUCAAAAGCAGCGGCCUUACUCAAAGUCGACUUACCAAGGGAGCUAGCUCUACUAGAUAUCGAGAGCUCACUACCUAAACUAAGCACACUGCCCGCGACAGGAAGCGAUGACGACGUGUUUAGUUCUCGAGCAUCGAUUGAUGCUAUCUUCCAUUCUGCCAGCAAGAACACCAGUGACGCAGUAGACGUCUUGCUGGUAGGCUUCGAUGAUGGCACCGUCCACUUGCGAAUUUUUGAUUGCUUCGAAAUAGGCUCAUUUCAAGUGGGGAAUUCCGUUGGACCUUCCAGCUUAUGUAGGAUCCUUCAGCACGCUUCUCAUCCAUUGAGCUCCACCCAUGCAUUGCUGGCAUCCUGCCAUCCAGAUGAUAGUUCAGCCUCCUUGCACUUGCUCACUCUCGACCUUCGUUUUAUUACGCGAUCAGGCAGAUAUCUUUCACUACUUGCCCACAAGACUACCCAGCUCCAAAACCUACUAAGAUACAUCAACCAGGUACAAAGACAGGUUGAGCUCGAGUGGAAAAAUGCACAAGAACUACCGGCAAGGUACAUGCGCAGUAUAAACGAGGAUUUGCAGGAAAAGUGCCAUUGUGAUUUUGUUACGGCCGCCUACCACCUAGUGGUCACUGGAGACUGUUUUGAACCAAUGAAAGAAUUCCUGGUAGAUAUUGUCGGGGAAAGAGGACACAAAAGGUGGGAGAAAGCUGCGUCGAGCGGAUACGAAAAUGUUCGACGUUUGACACAUGAAUGUCUUCUCCCGGCUCUGGAACGAUGUGAAGUGCUACUUAGUCGCCUUAUCGGACUCUCCAAAUUCCAUAAAAUAUGUGGCGUCCUAGGCCUGGAGACGUCAGAUCUGAAUGCGAUUGUGGAGACUCUAGAUUGCCUUCAUCUCUUAUCUCACCAUAUUCUCAUCAAUGCAAAUGAAGAAUUAAGCCAGUUCAGUUCAUUUUCACAAUGGCUUCGCCACGAAAUCGAAAUGCAGAGUGCAGAACCUAUGUCCCAAACGCUGGAAGAGCUACAGGAAAAAACAGACAUGGUUGAAUAUCCGCAGACUCUGAAGUAUAUCAAAGGCGCGUUAACUAAGAGCAAACUACGAAACUUCAUCCAGCAAUUGCCUCUGAUAGGAUUCGCCAGGCCUGCCCCCAGUACUUCGGACAAAUGGGCACCCACCGAACACGAUGGGUCAUUUUAUGACACGUUUAAGAAAUUGCUGGAACAAAGCAACCAAACCUCCGACACUGAUACUCCAGCCGAACUGCCGAAGAUGAAUGAUCUAACGAAGCGUCUCGGACUACAGUUUGAAAAGGUCUUUGGGCAAAUCGCCUUGACGCAGCGUAGAGGAAUCCUCCAUCGGUCUCCACUUGCCCUUCACCCAGAUUGUGACAAAGAUGUCGUUGAUCUUGCCAUGCGCUACGAGGAUGUCGGAGAACAAAGAUUGUGUGUGAUAUAUGUGGCUACCAGAUCUAUCCGGUCGAAACAUAUACUGUAUAUAUACCGCACGGUUCUGGACUGCGAAAAUGGGGUCAGCUCCACACGAACGACAGGUAUAGGUGCUAUCAGUUUACAGGAGGGGGAAAUACGUCAGAUACAGUUUGCGGAGGAUGAUACUAUGAUGGUACUCUGGUCUAAUAACGAAGGAUCCUCUUACCUCCUCAACUUCCCCUUUCAGCCGGCACCUACUAGCGAGACCCCAGGGGGUGUUGAAAGUCCUUGUUUUGUCAGCUUUAAGGAGUAUGACAGUGACACGACAUCAUCUACGCCCGCUGCACCCACUGUGACACUUGAUUUCUUGGCCCCUGAAUCCGAAUCUACGCAGUGGAUUAAACAUGCCUUUACCAUACCUGGGCCCAAACUCAAACCCACGAGUAUAUACGUCAACGGCCGACACGACCGUCGAGCGAUCUGUGUCUUGUAUGGCGACGGUCUGCGUUAUGAGGUAUUGGAUUUAGACGCGGAGAUGGAAGAUGAAGAGGAGGAAGAUGAAGAAGAACCAGACGAGGACAGCGAAUAGGGGCCGGGGAUAAUAACAAUGCUUGGUCGCUAUCUGGUUGUUCCUGAUGGAAAGAAAGCAAGGCUAACAAGGUGAGGUUGACUCUCACCAGCAAAUUAGCGUGUUGAGGAGCAACUCUAGGUUCCACCCAUCGGCAGGGACAAAGCUGCUCCAGGUAGGGAUGUGCCUCUGUACUGCGUUUGUUUAUUGAUAUAUUGGCUGUGACUGGCUGUCGGACUUUUGUUCAAGGAUUACAUUGAACCCCUGGCAUCCGAGGUCUGAAUGAGCUCUUCACAGACCAUGGUUUUUUUCUUUCCUUUUCUUUUCUUUUUUUUUUCCGACUAUACUCAUGGUUGUUUCGAGAGAUAUAUUUGAUUUAUUUAUUUGAUUUUUGGUUCCUGCGGGUAUGGAUAAUAAUAGAUUUGUGCGAUGGGGUUGACACCCUGAUUAUUAUCAAAGAAGGGCGUGGUCGCCGGGGCCACACAAGUGGGUAGGGUGGAAGUGCUUCAAGAAGCAAAAUCAAAACAAGCAAAAAACCCAUGGAGGGGGAAAA
This is a messenger RNA of Aspergillus pseudonomiae, 3137 nucleotides long. Its product is annotated as putative anaphase-promoting complex component Cut20/Apc4. Gene Ontology annotation, molecular function: protein binding. The record is from RefSeq and is a predicted model, not a curated record. Gene Ontology annotation, biological process: positive regulation of mitotic metaphase/anaphase transition; protein K11-linked ubiquitination; anaphase-promoting complex-dependent catabolic process. The transcript has 7 exons. Gene Ontology annotation, cellular component: nuclear periphery; anaphase-promoting complex. NCBI's taxonomy places the organism in Eukaryota, Fungi, Ascomycota, Eurotiomycetes, Eurotiales, Aspergillaceae. The coding region runs from base 89 to 2605 and encodes 838 amino acids.